GUGGCCGCGGCGGCCGCGGCGCUGUAGUGGUGCUGGGCCGCGGAGACGCUCGGCGAUCGCCAGUAGUCGCCGUAGGCGUUGUACGGAUUGAGCUGGUGGUGCUGCGAGGCGUCGCCUGUAUUGCCGCUGUUCGGGGACUCGUGGCUGGGGUUCAGGCGAAUGGGACGGAGCGGCAGAGUCGCCUCCAUCUCGCGGGAGGCCGAGCUGCCGCGGUUCAGCGCGGAGCUGCGCUCGUUGCGACGGAACUUUGCCCGGCGGUUCUGGAACCAGACCUGCGGAGGGAAAUUGGCUCUUUCAGUUUUGGACGGUUCUACACUUGGAUCCUGAUGAAGAAUUAAAACGAGGCUGUUACCGGCAUUUCACAGUCAUACGUGCAUAUCAAUCACCAUAUCGUCGCGGGGAGUCGACUCCGUUCAUCAUCACGAUCCGCUGCAUGAGGCCCUUCAUCAGUGCGAGUGGCGCGUGCGGGGGUGUCCCCUCUCUCGGAUCGUUGAAAGAAGGACCGCUGCGCUGUGCCGCCUUGAAAGGAGGCAACUGCCGUGAGAUUAGCGGAGGAGUCGCUUGCGUCUUGAAUGGACGCGUGUAAGAGAUGCUCAAGUGGACGGUGUCCCGGUCGCUGUCGACGGCGAGCUCGACCCCCCACGGACCCGGCGGUGGUCGCAGCAGCAGCACCGCCAGCGUCAACAACAAGGCCAACGCCGGCAACAGCGCCACCGAGCGAAGGCCCUUUCGCGACCUCUCCAACACACCGCCGGCCGCCUCGAGCUCCUCCAGGAGGUCGUCCUCGCGGAUGGUCAGCAACAACAACAACAACAACAACAACGUCGUGGUGGUGGACGGCGGACGCACGCCCAAGAGGACGCCGUCGCGACGCCGGCGCUGCAGGAGCCACGGCAGCGACCUGCGCGGCUACUUUCAGUCGACGAAGCCGAACCUGCGAUCGGGCAAGCGGCAGUCCCUCUCGCAGCGCAGCAACUCGCCGGUCAUCGAGAGCUUCUACCAGAGCACGCCGCGCGUCGACUCGGACAUAGGCCCGCUGACGCUGUUCUCGCACCAGCCGCACUGCCACCUCAGCAGCUCGUCCAGCCUGACGCUGCCGCAGAACAUACUGAACGAGGCCCGAGCCAACAACCUCCAGUCCCACGUCACGGACUUCUUCCAGCAGAUCAGCAUGGCCACGAGUCCCGAGGACGUGAUGGAGAGCGAGAGCCUGCCCUUUGCCAGCCGGAGGUACGCCCUGGCGAAGGAGCAGCACAGGCACACCCCCUGCCUGCCGAAGCUCGCGAGGGUCGGCAAGCUCAACGCCCGCAACAAGACGCCCUACCACACCAAGCUCCAGAUGGGCAUCCGGGAGAUGGAGCUCGACGAGGUCAGGCAGAGCCCGCUCGCCGGAAAGCUCCUCGGGCUGAAGCUCCUCGACCGGGACAGACCCAUGUACGAGAACACGGACAACACCGUCACCGAGGUGCUCAACAGGGAGCAGGAGAGCAACUUCAAGAGCGUCGCGGAGAUCCUGCUGAAGGACUCGGAGGAGCGCCGCAAGGUCGAGGAGGAGCACGUGUACGAGACGAUAGCCGAGACUCCGGCGGACGAGGACAAGGCUCCGCACAACGACAGCAGCGUCUCCUCGGCCAGUCAGCUCCUGGACAACCCGUCGCCCAUAUCCUGGGCCUUCUGCUCGCCCUCGUCGGAUCUCGAGGGCGAGUUCACGCUCAAGCGUCAGCGGGGCAUCCGGCGCAAGCGACAGGCCAACAAUAAGCCCGGGGACGGCGGAGUCUCCGGCAGCAAGAGGGCCAAACGGGAGCCGCUGCCGUUCAUCGAGGCUGUCAACAGGCACGUCAAGAGGCUGGCCCUGGAGACCGACUUAGACUCGUCGAUGCUGGAGGACAAGUGUCCGGACAAGGAUGAAGAGGCGAAGGCGAAGGAGGAGGCGAUGCAGACCGACGAGCCGGUUCAGCUCAGCGUCACCGACACGCUGCUCUCGGAGGAGCGCAAGGAGCACCUCCCGGAGAGCCGCGGCAGACCCACGACCAGCAACGUCUGGGACACGGACAGCCCGAAAUCCUCGCUCCUCGACUCGUUCGCGACGACGACGACCACCUCGGCACUGGGCACCCCCGAGACGCCGCUAGUGGCGACGGUUCGGCGCUGCCUCAAGUACAGCCCCGAGACGCCGGGAGCCGCGACGACGUCGGCGUGCUUCAACAGAGGCUCGAUCGAAAUCGAGUGCUCCGCCCAGACCGAGGAGAUACACGUUAAGAUCAUAAGGUGCAGGGAUCUGCGUCGCGCGUACGAGGGUCCGAUCCACGCGUACGUCAAGGCGAGCCUGAAGGACCCGCUGAGCGGCGAGGGCUGCGUCAAGAGGACAGCGGUGCAUCGGGCGACGCCGAAUCCCGUCUUCCAGGAGACCCUCGUCUUGCCUUACCCGCAGAGCCAGCAGCCGGCCCAGCAGAGCAGCUUUUACAAUAACAACAACAACAACAAUAAUUGCGCGGCCAAGCAGGUCUCGCUCGACAUCGCCGUCUGGCAUCGAGAUCGCAGGGCAAGGCGCAGCGAACUGCUGGGCUGCAUGACUCUGCCGCUGCCGCUCUCGCAGGACAAGGAAGCAACAUGGCACCCUCUGGAAGCCGGCUCGGGCCGCAACAGCAGCGCGGCGCCAGCGAGCAGUGCCUACAGCGGCGUCGAGGGCCGCGGCUCCGUCGUCAUCUCGCCGCCCCUGUCCAAGGACGGCGCCGGCAGCGAGUCGCUAGAUAACAACAACAGCACCGCCGGCGACGAUCUCACCUACCUCCGGCACCUCGAGCUCGAGCCCAUCGAUCCCCUCACGGGACUUCCUCUGCAUCCUGGAUUCACGGCCAGGGGCGGCAGGACGCCCUGCACCACCACCCGCAGACUCGUCAGGCCCGCUGCUAACGCUAAUCAGGUGCCAUGGGGCUUCUCGCUGUCCUGGGGCCGACCGCCUCGAGUCGAGCGCGUCGACCCUGGCAGUCCGGCGGAGCGAUCCGGUCUGAGGCCGGGCGACUACGUGGUCUUCGUCGAGUCGACCAACGUCGUCACCCAGCCCCGCGACGACAUCCUCGAGCUCAUCCAGACCGCGACGAACCAGCUGAUCCUCGAGGUGUACCGUCGCGGUGCCCACGGACACGCUGCUACAGGUGGUGGCACCGCCUCGUCCAGCCACAGACGCAGCUCCGUCAACGUGACGCUUCAGGCACCGGUGAUCGGCGUCGCGCCGUCGAGUCACCAUCACGCCAUCGCCUUCACCGCCGAGGCCUUUCCGAAUCUGGCGGCGGACGCGCCGCCCGAGGAGGAGCUCAGCGUUCGCGAGACGCGCUACUGGACCUGCUUGAAAAGCGGCCAGGCGCGUUUCCUCGCCCCGUUGACCGAACGCCGCGACGUCCUCUCCGCGGCGGACCACAUGAUCCUCUUCCAGAACCUCGAAGAACUUUCGAAGAUCUCCGAGGAGAUACGGGACGAGGGCGGCGGUUUAGAGAGCUACCUCAACCGGGUGCCCAAGAUCACCGCGGCCUACAGGAGGUACCUCAGCGGACUUCAGCGCGCCUGCUGUCUGCUCGUCGCCCUCAGGAAGAACUCGGCCUUCGCCAAGAUCGUCUGCGAGCCCGCCGUACCCAGGAGGCGCAAGCCCGACCUGACGGGUGUGCUCCUGCAGCCGCUGGAACAUUAUAGGGAGAUGACGAGGCUGCUGUGCCAGGCCUGUCCCCGCAACUGCCAGGCGGUGCGCGACCUGGCUCAGGGCUACCGGGAGGCGACGGCCAACGCCGCAGUGAUGGAACCACCCCGAGACACCGGCCGGCCCCUGCUGAGCUUGCAGGAAGUCGAGUCUCGGCUGGUCUUUGCGCGUUGCAAGCCCUUCGCUCUCGCCGUUCCCGGCAGACAAUGGCUCUUCGGCGGCGCGCUGGCCAAGGUCGAGGGUCGGGGUCGACUCCAGCCCACGUGGGCCCUCCUCCUGACGGACCUGCUGGUGUUCGCGCGCGUUUCGCGCGACCGUGUGCUCUUCGUCACGGAGGAGCCCCUCAGACUGGCCUGCAUCGCCGAGGCCUGCUUUACUGUUCGCAAGCGGCCCACGGAGUUUCGGUUGCAGGUCACGACACAGCCCAGCGUACCAGGCGAGAACCCGGUGGCCUCGACGGAAGUGGUGCAGUGCGCGGGUACCGGUGGCGGAGGCGUCGCCGGUGGCUGCAGCCCUCACAGUCGGCCCAGGCGGAGACUCCUCAUUCUGCGCGCCCCCAGCCCCGAGCUCAAGGCCGUCUGGCACAACCUGCUCCAGCGGCAAAUAAAUCUGGUCUAUUACAGAAUCUACGUGAACACGGGCUACGGGACGGCCAGCGGAGCCGACCCUGGACUCGAGAGUCCCGACGACGACAGUCCCACCGGCCUCGGAGGUGGUGUCAUCAGCAGCUACCUCACCGCGCACGGCCAGCGCGAGCUCGCCAGCAGCCCAGAGGUUUACAGGUCGACGCAGCAGCUGGACGAGGACAAGCUGCAGCAGUCGGGCGACAGCCUGGAGCUGAUGCUCAUGAAGAACUCGAGCCAGCAUCACCAGGAGGACAAUCAUCUGGCCCAGUGGGUGCGCAACUCGCAUCAGAUACCGCCGCCGGACCACGAAGUCCCCAUCGAGGAGUGGACGCCCGAGGAGCUGGCCGCUCGCACCCCCCGGGAGUCCUCGGCUCGCGAUUUCUCCGAAGUCGUGAUGGACAUGUUGACAGUGACGGAGGAGAGUACAGUAGUCAAUUCGGACGUGGAGCAGCAGAGCACCGCGUCCAGCGCGAGCCUCAGCACCGUCAAGUCCAACAGUCUGCCCAACCAACCGUCGAGCAAGAAGAACGGCAGCCUCAUCAAGGACGCGUCCUCCGGCUCGAUCAACAUCUGCAGGAGGUGUCACAGUAAUAUGCGUCGCAGGUCAGGCUGCCCGACGCCGCCGCCGUUAGCUCGCGAUCCCUUCUCGCCGCUACCCCCGAAAAUCGCGGUCCUCCCACCGACGCCGGAUCUCUGCUCGAAACACGCCAGGGGACUUCGCAACGGACUCUACGACAGUCCCGGGAGAAACAGCCCCAGCAGGGCCUUCUCCGCGGACGGUACCACCGAGGACGGCAGCGAGGACGACCUCGACUGCGACGGAGAACCGCCUUACAGAGCCCUGCGCCGUUUCGGCACGAUGAGCAGCCUCGAUCAAGACGACGAACUGGACGCGGAGCUGCAGACGUCGACGACGGCCGGGGAGGACGACACCACCACGACCAACAGCAGCCUGGACAUCGAGUCGCCUCCACCGCCGCCCUCGGGUCUGCGCGCCUGGACGCUCCGGGCCAGUAGCUACGUCGUCAGCAAGAUGCUCCAGCCACCGGCACCUCCGGAGAGGACAGAGUUCAGUUUGGAUCCGAGCAGCAACGGCGACGAAGAGGGAACGACCUCCGGAGGAACUUCUGGCGACGAUAUCUGGGGCACGCCGACGUCCGGGGGUCCGGACGACGAGAGCUUCACUGGCAGUCCGAAUCACUAGCCCGAGCUGUGCCCUGACUUCCCUAGCCGCCGUCGAACGGCGCCAGCAACUUCCAUCACCACCCGCACCACCAAAUGCACAGCUACCAGAGCAUCGGCAGCGGGGGCAGCAGCGCGAGCCUCGGCGAGGACAACUACGGGCUCAACCUGCACUGCGACGAGGACGACGAGGAGCUCGACGACGAGGAUCCGAGCCGAGGCGAGCCCGAGUCCGAGGGCGAGGACUGCUCGUUGCCCGAGCUCAGCAUGGAGCAGCUUCUUGGCGGCAGCAGUACCCUCUCGUGCAGCGUCGGUACCGGCUCCCUCCGAUCGUAUCUGGGCAGACGGAGACUGGAGCCGCUUCCGGAGGAGGAGGACUCGCUGUCGAUCGGCAGCGGCAAGCACCAGCAGAUCGGCUGGUGGUGACAGCGGGAGCAGCUCGCGGCGGACGAGCGCUUCGCCAAGCUCAGCCAGGAGGACGAGGACUUCCGGCACAAGAUCCUCACGCUCCACCACAAGCUCUCGAACGAAGCGGCGGCGGCUGCUGCGGACGAGGAAGCCGCUGCCCUGCAGCUGACGCCCCGACGACUGCGCGAGCUCGAGCUGGUGGUCAAACGCGCCGAGGAGACCUUCGACCGCAACGCCAUGAAGCUCGCCGAGGAGGUCGCCGCUGCCGCCGCUCUCGACGAGGAUGACUCCAGCAGGCCGGCGAGGAAGAAGCGCGUCGAGUUCGAGGACCUCAAGGCCGCCUCCGAGUCGAACUUCCUGAACAGGCUGCGCAUCCGCAAGCGCAGUCUCAAGCUGCUAAGCUUCCUCGGCUCCAAGAGCCAGGACAGCAGCGGCAGCAAGGCCCAGGAGGAGCGGGCCGCCAGGUUGCUGAAGAUGUACAUGCCGGAGAAGUCCAGUCCUGCGGCUGCAAGCUCGGCGACCUCCAGCUCCGGGCCGAACACGAUAGCGAUACACCACACGUCGAGGGACCGCAGGUUCUGGAGGUUGAGGAACAGGCGCAGGUCCAGCUCCACCUAAGGGCUUCUGCUGCGGCUCAGACGCGCACACGUUGACCUUCUAGUUCGAUACGAGCGCCGUUGUUACCGAUGACGAUGAUGAUGAUGAUGAUGAUGAUGAGCGUAUUUUCUUUUCACUCUCUCCGCGUGCAUAUACGCGAGUUGUAAACUCGUGCACCUGUGUAUUAAGCUAGAGAUUAUUACAUGAAUAAUAAAUGCCUUUGAUAAAGUUUAUAAUUGUUACAUGCGAAGCGUGCAGCGUUGUAGUGGUGUCUAUUGUUUGACGACAUGAUUUACCGUGUAAAUUGUAGUAGAGAUGAGAGCUGGUGAGAUGCAGAUAAUCAAAAGUAGACGGCUCGAUCGUUUGAUUCCUGUGUAUCGCAUUAAACUGUCGGCCGACGAGUUGAGUGUCCUAAUAGGUGAAUAAGUCCGGCUGCGGGUGAAUAUAGCGUUUCGUUUUUCUAUUAGAACAUAUAGCGUGCCAAUAGUUAUCUGUGAAAGAUGAAAAGCCUAGUUCCGGCGUACACACGAUAGACAAUUUAGGUGUUUCUACUAUAAGUAGUCUCGCGCAUAAAAGUUUAAAAAAGAACAAAAAAAAAAAAAUCAACUA
Nasonia vitripennis (jewel wasp) is the source of this 7113-nucleotide messenger RNA. RefSeq lists its product as uncharacterized. The transcript is spliced from 19 exons. Lineage: Eukaryota; Metazoa; Arthropoda; Insecta; Hymenoptera; Pteromalidae. Gene Ontology annotation, cellular component: plasma membrane; nucleus. Gene Ontology annotation, molecular function: protein binding. Gene Ontology annotation, biological process: signal transduction. The record is from RefSeq and is a predicted model, not a curated record. Bases 590 to 5521 code for a protein of 1643 amino acids.